UAAAAAUUUAAAAUUAGCAUUUUUUUUUUCUCAAGAUAAACUACUUAUAAAGUAUAGUUUCGACCCAAUAAAUUUUUUAAUUAGUGACAAAUUUUAAAGCAGAAAAGAAAUCCUGUAGGUCAAGAAGAGGAGAGCAUUUUGUCUGCUUUCAAAGACCAAAGAAAGGAGAAAUCCCCUUUUCUUGCGGUGUUUGAUGAGGAAAAACAUGUUAGGGCUCACUUCGUUAUCACACUCACCAAUUCCAAUUCCAAUUCCAAUUCCAAAUCCAAUUCCUUCGAUCUCAAGACCUCUCCCUCUUCCUCUGCUCAAUAAUCAUUUAACUGUAACGUAUUCUGCUUCUGCUUCGCUCCUCUGUACCCAAACCUCUAAGAACCGCAGGAGAUUCGCGGCGUUUGCAGAGAACGGCAAUAGCGGGCUCAGCCGAGAACCCAAAGGAGGAAGGGGAGACGAUGAAGAAGAGGAAAGGAAGGAGCCGAAGAUGAAUGGACGGCUGAGAUUUAAUCUGCGGUGGGGCGAUCUGCUGGAGCCGAAUCCAGACAACAUCUUGGCCAUUGGAUUGACGGGGGUCCUCGCCUGGGCGAGCGUCCAAGUCCUCUGGCAGAUCUUCUUCGUCUCCUUGGCUAUCCUCCUUGCUGCUCUCAAGUACUCCUUCGUUGCCGCUCUUCUCAUCUUUAUCCUCAUUGCCCUUCUUUGAUCCCUCUCUCUCUCUCUCUCUCUCUCGCAUUCUUUUCUUCAAGAUUUUGAUUUGACCUCAUUUUACACAUUAUUGUAAUCUUUAAUUUGACGUCAUUUCACACUUUCUUGUAGUUCAUAAUCAUUUCAAUAUCUAAUCAAGUUUCAACACUGUAGAGAUGGGAAACUAUAUUAUGGGGGGAAAAAAAGUGACUUCUUUUUUA
This is a messenger RNA of Malania oleifera, 896 nucleotides long. RefSeq lists its product as uncharacterized. NCBI's taxonomy places the organism in Eukaryota, Viridiplantae, Streptophyta, Magnoliopsida, Santalales, Ximeniaceae. The record is from RefSeq and is a predicted model, not a curated record. Bases 194 to 694 code for a protein of 166 amino acids. The transcript has a single exon.